AUGCGCGUUCUUCCUUUCCUCCUCCCUCUCCUCGGGCUCGGGGAUGCUCUCCUUGUCCCCAACUCAAGCGGUCCAUACGGGGUUGCCCUGCGCGUCCAAGGCAUGACCGACGAUCAUCGCAUCGACCCGUAUGACCCAAAGAAGGGUCAUAGACAAGUCCUCACCUCAAUCUUCUGGCCGGUCAACAAAGACUCUUGCUCUAAGAAGACCAUUCCUUAUAUGCCACCCGCUACGGCAGAAUACUAUGGACAGAUAGUGCAGGCCAUGGGUCUUUCUAAUGACACCUUCAAAGCCUUUGAACUGGAAGUCUGCACUCCCAAUCCCUCGCGCAGAAGCAAAUCUGGAUGCGAAAUCGAGAAGAAGAAGUACCCUGUUGCUAUCUUCUCGCCUGGUGGAGGCAACUCUCGGCUUCUGUACAGCGCUAUGGCACGUUCACUGGCGAGUCAUGGAAACGUAGUGGUUCUUAUCGAUCAUCCCUACGACCCAGCUGUUGUCGAAUUCCCCAAUGGGAAAAUAAUCAAAGGUGGUAACAUUGCCGAAGACAUUCCAAGCCUCGAGAAAUUGACUCAUGUUCGAGCAAAAGAUAUCUCCUUCGUCAUCUCACAGAUCAAGAGCCUUUCAUUCCAACGUAAGGUAUUCAAGGGCUUCCCAGGCGCCAUUGAUGCCGACAAAAUCGUUGCUCUUGGCCAUUCACAGGGUGGCGCCAGCGCAGCCAACGCAAUCCUCUGGGACACUCGAAUUCGCGGCGGAAUGGAUCUCGACGGUCGGCUAUUUGAGCCAGUUCUCAGCAAAGGACUCAAGAAGCCAUUCUUUCUAAUUGGCCGACCCGACCAUGACGAGAGCGAUAAGACGUGGAAUAAGUUCUAUAACAACCUGAAAGGCCCUAAGGAUCUGAAGACGAUCAAGGGAACUAAGCACGGCUCUUUUACCGAUUAUCCUCAGUUGAUCGGUGCCCUUGGUUUGCCAAAGGGAACUGAGAAGGUCGUUGAGCCACUUAUUGGGUCUGUGGAUGGAGCAGUCCUAGAAAAGCUUAUCGCUAAGACUGUGGUGGAGUAUAUGAAGAUCUGCUUUGGUCACCACUGA
This is a messenger RNA of Fusarium oxysporum Fo47, 1083 nucleotides long. Its product is annotated as Alpha/Beta hydrolase protein. The record is from RefSeq and is a predicted model, not a curated record. Lineage: Eukaryota; Fungi; Ascomycota; Sordariomycetes; Hypocreales; Nectriaceae. The transcript has 2 exons. Gene Ontology annotation, molecular function: 1-alkyl-2-acetylglycerophosphocholine esterase activity. The coding region runs from base 1 to 1083 and encodes 360 amino acids.